ACUAUGAACCCCUGCAACUUCACCCACACCACUUUCAUUCUCAUAGGCCUCCCAGGACUGGAAGAUAUCCAAUUCUGGAUAGCCUUCCCUCUUCUGUCCAUGUAUGUUGUAGCAGUGCUGGGCAACUGUACAGUGGUUUUCAUUGUGAGGACAGAACAUAGCCUACAUGCCCCCAUGUAUAUCUUCCUUUGCAUGUUGGCAGCUAUUGACCUGGCCCUCUCUACCUUCACAAUGCCCAAGAUCCUUGCUCUUUUCUGGUUCAACUCUCAGGAGAUCACCUUUGAUAUGUGUCUCACCCAGAUGUUCUUCAUCCAUGCUCUUUCAGCCACUGAGUCCACUGUUCUUUUGGCCAUGGCCUUUGACCGUUACAUGGCCAUCUGCCACCCUCUUCGGCAUGCAGCUGUGCUCACCAACACUGUCACAGCUCGGAUAGGGAUAGUAGCAGUGGUGAGGGGUUCUAUCUUUUUCUUCCCAUUUCCACUGCUCAUCAAGAGGCUUCCUUUCUGUGGCUCAAACAUCCUUACCCAUUCCUACUGUGUGCAACAAGAUAUGAUGAAGUUGUCCCAUGCUGACAUCACAGCCAAUGUGGUUUAUGGGCUCACUGCCAUCCUGAUGGUUAUGGGUGUUGAUGCUUUGCUCAUCUCAGUUUCUUACUUUCUGAUUAUACGAACUGUGCUACAGCUCCCAUCUCGGACAGAACGGGCAAGGGCCUUUGGAACAUGUAUCUUACACAUUAUUGUGGUUCUGACAUUUUAUGUGCCAUUAGUUGGUCUAUCUGUGGUUCACCGUUUUGGGAACCGUCUCAAUCCCAUUGUACAUGUGCUUAUGGGUAAUAUCUACCUCAUGGUACCACCUGUCCUCAAUCCUAUCAUCUAUGCUGCCAAAACCAAGCAGAUCCGAUCCCGUGUGUUGGCCAUGUUCAAGAUCACCUGUGACAAGGAGCUUCAGGCUGAUAGUCGCAGCUGA
Molecule: messenger RNA, 966 nt
Organism: Antechinus flavipes (yellow-footed antechinus)
Lineage: Eukaryota; Metazoa; Chordata; Mammalia; Dasyuromorphia; Dasyuridae
Product: olfactory receptor 51E2-like
Exons: 1
Coding region: 4-966 (320 amino acids)
Biological process (GO): G protein-coupled receptor signaling pathway
Cellular component (GO): membrane
Molecular function (GO): olfactory receptor activity; G protein-coupled receptor activity
Source: RefSeq, a predicted model, not a curated record